This is a messenger RNA of Recurvomyces mirabilis, 384 nucleotides long. RefSeq lists its product as uncharacterized. Bases 1 to 384 code for a protein of 127 amino acids. The transcript has 2 exons. The record is from RefSeq and is a predicted model, not a curated record. NCBI's taxonomy places the organism in Eukaryota, Fungi, Ascomycota, Dothideomycetes, Mycosphaerellales, Teratosphaeriaceae.
AUGCGCAUGAAAACGUCCCGAAGCAACCGACAACAGUGUCUGUGCGCGAGAGGAUCACAUAUCGGUCGCACAGGAAAGUACAGAGCAGGAACUGUCCAUCGAGCCACGAGAUUAAGAUCCGUAGGAAUCCUGUCAGACCCGCCGGCCUUUGUCACAGAGGCUGUACAACACGAAGCACGACGGGACGAGAACCGGCGCAAAGUCUAUGCCAAGAUGGCAGCAGAGGCUGAACGAUCCGAGCUCUGGGACAGUAUGGCACAAUCUGGUCGUGAUUCUGGUACGAUUAGGCGACGAGUCGAAGCGGAUCCGAAGCGUGCAUUGACUGGGACUGCGAAGGACGAGCUGAUUGAUGAUGUACGUAGAUUUGCUGGCUAUCGGAGGUGA